Molecule: messenger RNA, 1041 nt
Organism: Aspergillus tanneri
Lineage: Eukaryota; Fungi; Ascomycota; Eurotiomycetes; Eurotiales; Aspergillaceae
Exons: 3
Coding region: 1-1041 (346 amino acids)
Source: RefSeq, a predicted model, not a curated record
AUGGCACUAACUGUAGAGGCCAACGCUACCGAGGUGCAAAUCGCUAAUGAUGCAGAGGAUGAACAUGUGCGGGAUUCCCUUGACUUGUGUUCUUUGAAAUGGACUGUUGGUGAAAAAUGGUGGGAUCGUUCGAACUACGUGGGAGCCCUUGUCUUCAACGUCUGCGCCUUUUUCCUCCCAGCACUGUAUAGCACCCUUCUCAAGCUCUGGGUUGCCAAUAUCGACUCUUCGCUAGUCGUGACAACCGAUAUCUAUACGUAUAUUGGAGCAAUCGCAGAGAUAUUCAAUGAAGGUCUACCCCGUGCGGUCUUCCUUGGAACCAUUUUGAGCCUGGUCUUCGCAGGUGCAGCAGACUCAUUCGCUGCGACUUUUGUCCCGCAUGAAGUUCAGAAGGCCAGUAAAACAUAUGUCCGGAUUAGUGCCUUUUCAGCUUUGAGCUCUGCCCUCGAAGUUGCAGUUGCAAGUGCCACGAGAGCCCUGGAUAAGCCAGAUGUUCCUCUUAUGAUCAACUCUGUCAAAGUGACUGUGAAUAUUCUGCUCGACUUACUGAUUAUUUCUAAAUUCCAUAUUGGCCACUGGACUGCGACUAUCAACAUCCAGGCUGCAAUCCGUCUAAGUUGCGAUAUGCUCGCUGCUAAUUCCGGUUUGCUUUACUUCAUCUCCACAACCAGCAUGAGGAAGGGCCAACGUCACUUUCACUGGCGCUGGAUUGGUGAGGUGCCUACCUUGCAAGGGUUUAUUAUCCUUCUAAAGCCGGGAUUUAUCACGUUCAUCGAGUCAGCGAUUCGGAAUGCUCUAUAUCUCUGGCUUAUAGCAGGGAUUGUCUCUAUGUCAGCAGAUUAUGCCACUGCAUGGGGUGUCUUCAACACCAUUCGAUGGGGGCUGAUAAUGGUGCCGGUGCAGGCUUUGGAGGCUACAGCAUUGGCCUUUGUAGGACAUGCUUGGGGAGAAUCGAAGCAGUUGAGAGACGAGGACCGUUGGUCCCGGAGGCAACUCUAUGGCAUGUUCUUCAUUCUAAAUACCUCUUUUCUGAUGCAUUAA